GACAGCAAACAGGAAGCUCUGAGCCCUCGAGCGCCGCUUAGAGGCGAGGCGGUGGAAUUGCACUCAGAAGCUUUUCUCGCCAGCAGGGGGCAGACUCACUCUAAAAAUCCUUUUGUUUGCCAUAUGUUCAAUCCGCGACGCGUGCUACUUGGGUCUUCAAAUCAUGAGCUCUCCACAUUUUGAACAGGAAUGAGGGAUUCCUGGGAGGCGAGGAGAACCCCUACCUAGCCACCUCUCAGUGGACUCACGUGAGGUGUAAUCAAAGCUUUCCGGCUCCGCCAAACUCAAUCUAGUCGGAUUUAUGUGGUUCAAGCAUCUGCGAGUGCGACAAGGUUUGUCUGGCUGUGCCCACCAACUAAAAAGACCAACGCACGCCAGGCGAGCUUUUCCCUUGCAUGCGGACCGUCCGCCUAACACGCCACACGCUGGGUGGACACAAUGGGGCCCCGAGUCAGGAACCGACACUGUACUCCAGCGCCGAUUGUCUUGUGUCCUUUACAACAUCUUUUGUUCCCGCGGAUAAAAGCGACAUGUCGGAGCUUUUUAAGCGCCCGGCAGCUGCUCUCCACAUCCUCUCCCCGGACCAACCCACCCCCAAUGCGUCAGCCUCCUACGAUGUUAUAUGGACAAACCAUUAGGCUGGUUUUACACUGCGGCGCCGAUGUAGUUUAAAAAAAAAACAAUUGGGCUUAUUAUAAGCAGAUUCUGUUUUUCAUCAAAGCUUUUGCCUCUUGGUCACAAGAAAGGCCCGCUCCUGUCUUAUAAGGUCAUAGAACUUUGUCUCGGAAUUGGGUUUUAUGUUGGUUUUGCUUCUAACUAGUAAAUAUUUUGGAGGAAAAAUCCAAAUAUAAAACUGUAAAAAAAAAAAAAAAAAACCUCGCCCUGAAAAAGGCUUUUAACAACUUUAAAAAUAUAAUUUAUUGAUUGCCAUUCAUGGCAAAAUAAUUUACAGAGUUUGAAUUUUACUUUUAAGUCAUGGGACAGUACAAGGGAUAAUUAGUUCUAUAAUGCCACAUAACAAAUACCGAUUCAGUCGUUCAAAUAAUAUCCAGAAAAUCAUGACGUGAGAGCCCAAGAAUGGCUUCCGGCAAUUCUGGUGAUUAAUCAUAACUGGAGUCUUUGCGCUUCAAAGAUGGAUAUAUGGACCCGUGAGGCCGCUCCUCCAUGGGCCCCCUUUCAAAGGACAGGAAGUGUGUCACAUGGACAAGAUUUUUUUUCCCCACAAAUAUUCGGGCCCCAUUCCUGGAAUAACAACAUCUCAUCUGUGUGUCUAGUUCAAAGGCCAGCCUAGUUCCUCUUGGUACAACAUGUGAUGAUAGAGUCAGGAUGUGGGAAAACACUGAGUGGCAUCCCCCUUGCCGCCUCCCCCUCCCCGGGAGGGCAACAUGUGACCUAUCGUCUUUUAUACCAUGUGAAUCAUCUUGAAUGGACUUGGUAUCUCAGUGAGAAAACAAAACUGUUUGGGUCCAUUGAGUUUGGCAUUGGAAACUUUCUUGGGGCGGGGGUGUUUUUCUUAAAGGGCUAAAAAUACAUUUCGGUGCUCGCAAUACUUUUAGGGAUGUUUUGCUACUUUUAAUGGAAUUUUUUUUUUGUAAAACAACUGCUUGGAAACAUGCAUUGUAUUUUGAGUGCUCUAUGAAUAAAAGUUAAGUUGACGUUGAUUUAUUAUUUCAAAGCUAUACGAAACAUGCCCCUCAAUUCAUGUUUCAUUUACGAUCUAACAUGUAGGAUCUAUCAGCCAUGACAGGAAACACUGUGUAAAUGUAAAAAAUGAAUGAAGAAGAAUAUUAUGUGACACACUUUUUAACGUAGUGAAAUAAAUAAUGGCACCUGCUAUUUCGAGGGCAUCUGACAGAAAUGGGACAAGAAGCAUCCGUGUCAUAUUUGUGUCCGUCUAUCAUAUUGCACCUCUGCUGACGUCUGUCUUUCAUUAUGUAUUAGUGAUGACUUCAAAAGAACAUCUCGCCGCCUUUCAUCUGCUGCAGCAGCCACCCGAAAAGAAGAAAAUUAAAAAAAAAACUGUAGAUUUUUCCAAAAAGAGCUUUUCAUGUCAAAGAGCAGAUGUGCAGUGACCACAGCCCCCCUCCUCUCGUCCCCUGGGACCUUUUAUGCUAAAUGUUUUCUUAGUAACCACUCAAACUGCCUUUUUUCCUCUUGGGUACAUUAAAAUUUGAAUUUAAAUUCCAUUACAUACCCAUCCAUCCGUUUUCUAUACCACUCAUCCUGUUCAGGGCCACAGUCAAUGGGUGUGUCUAUCAAGCGGAAGUAGUCGGAAUAUGUAGUAUCAUGUCUUUUAUUGUGAAAGGGCUUAAGCGGAUGCCGACUGUUGCGGUUCUGCUAGCUUCUUUUGAAUCACCCUCGCGAACCCCACCGACAGCUCAGACGCUUGUUUGCUCACCAAGCGUGCAGACGUGUUUGAGUGUGCGACCGCUGCUCCGCUCUCUCCGCGGACUCUUUUCGGAUAUCUCCCGCUGUCUUCGCCCACCCACUUUGACGGUUCUUUUCGGACUAUAUUACUCCGUCUGAUGGUGUGCACCGAUGCCGAGAGAUGGGUAAACUGCACUCGAAACAUGCCGCUAUUUGUAAAGCAAGGGAGAGCCCGGAAGGCGGCAGCUUUGUAGUUAAUGCCUGUUUGGCUCGGAAGGGACUGGACGACUGGCUGGUGAAGCAGGAUUGUCAUCUAAAGACCAAGUGCGCGUUGACCACCCGGGACUCCAUGAAUGAAGCUCAGCAGAUUGGUGAUGAGCACUACCGCUUAGAAGUGGCCCUGCCCCCGGAGAAGACAUCCGGCGGCUGCUGCUCGGAUGACAAGACCAUGCUGCAGCGCGAUGGCAAGCAGCUCCAGUUUGAAGAGCUGGAGUGCGCCGUGUCCAUGGAGGAGGACAACCGACAAGAGUGGACGUUCACCCUCUACGACUUUGACAACAACGGGAAAGUUACCCGAGAGGACAUCACAAGCCUCCUGCACACCAUCUACGAGGUGGUGGACGCCUCCGUCAACCAUUCUCCCAGCAGCAGUAAGACCUUGCGGGUCAAGCUGUCGGUAGCGCCGGACUCCAGCCAGAGAUGGAGGACUUGCACGCAGGGCGGCGCAGAUGCAUCCCACCCAAGGGAGAGAAACGACAAGUGCGCAGAAGACCCCAAGAGUGCAGACAAAAAAAGUCGAGCGCUGAUAAGGCGCCACCACAGCGACCAGCACAGCCACACCCAGCCGGGCUGCCAGCGCCAUUGCGUGGAUGAGAACCUGGAGCGGCGGAACCACUACUUGGACCUGGCCGGCAUCGAGAACUACACGUCCCGAUUUGGAGCCGCGACUGCAGAGCAACCCAAGGCAGAACCCCAGACCCGCUCGUCCAAUCAGACGCGCUCUCGAUCCCACGAGCCAGAAAACGGCCACUCCCACCAUCCGCCGCCUCACCACCAUCGGCGUUUGCAAGCCGUCACGGACGCCGGCCCUCCCGAGGGUCUCCACCCCGCUCGGACACGAGGCCAAGAACCCGGCAAAUCCGCCGUCCGCUCCCCCAAGACCCACAGCCGCACUCCCCCAGCUCAGCUCAGCGGGCGGGUGAUGCGGAACAGGGGUCUCCCGGCCCCUCCGGCCCUCCCCAGCCAAACCCCCCCUCACCAGUCGGCCGCCCCUUACCGCAAGCACAAGCAGCGCUCCAAGGAGCAGCAGGCGUGCCGGACGCUCGGCACCCUGCUGGGGGCCGGGACGGAGAGGGAGCAGGUCAGGGACCUGCCCGGGGUUCUGCUCUAUGAGGGCCGGCUGGCGCAGGUGGUACAGCGUCAUGAGCACCACCACCACCAUGAACACCACCACCACUACCACCACUUCUACCAGUCCUGAACCACUUUGAGAGCCUCUUUGAGAUUCUUCUGACAUAGGAAGUGGGUGAGCUGCAAUUAGCGAACCACCACUACCAUGAACUCCACCACUGCCACCCUCUCUUCUACGAGGCCCGAUCUCCUGUCCUGCUUUGGGACCCCCCCGGGAAACCAUUGUCACCACAUCCACCCUACUUUGGGACCCUUUAGGAGUCACCAGCCACUCCUGAAUGUCUGCCCAUUUAUGGACUUCCUGGACGCAAAAACUCGAAACGGCCACCCCACAUUUUUUGAUACACAGGAACAUAGGUGGACCCACAAGAGUGCCGCCGCCACUACCACUACUUGUCAUGAAAAGCUGAUAGAAGAUAAAUCAGUGUUAUGGACAGCUUGGAGCAUUCAGGACUACUUGAAGAUCACAGAGUUGGACCCUUCAUCCAUAGCACCCCCUUUUUACACGGUUCUGGUGCCGUUACUGGUUUGGUACAACCCACCAGAACCUUUCCAGACCACUAAGCAACGAGGCUGAAGUUGGACUAAGAUGAACACUUAUGAAGGAAGCGGCGUGCGUGUGUGCGUGUUAUGACACUGUGUCUGUCAAAAAAAAAAAACAUUCUGUGGCCGUGCAAGUAUUUAAAGUGGAAAAUGAAGAAGCCAAUUUGAGUAUCCCUUAAGGAAGGAAGAUGUUGAGGAAAAA
Molecule: messenger RNA, 4522 nt
Organism: Syngnathus acus (greater pipefish)
Lineage: Eukaryota; Metazoa; Chordata; Actinopteri; Syngnathiformes; Syngnathidae
Gene: nkd1
Product: NKD inhibitor of WNT signaling pathway 1
Exons: 13
Coding region: 2549-3847 (432 amino acids)
Biological process (GO): negative regulation of Wnt signaling pathway
Cellular component (GO): cytoplasm
Molecular function (GO): calcium ion binding
Source: RefSeq, a predicted model, not a curated record